GAGAUUUGCAACCGAUCAGUAAGGAUGUUGUCAAAGCCAUGGGGUUCCAACAAAAUACAUAAGGCAAUGGAAAGAGCUUCAACAGCAGCAGCUGGAGUUCAGCAGAUUGUAAAGAGAUUGAACAAGGUCUCGGAUGUGAAGAGAGUAUCGCAAGCACACAUUCACAAAAGCGUGACAGAAGAUGAAGUGUUGACAGUGCAGGACCUGAGGAAGAUCAAACAAUUUGAGAGAAAGCCAGGAAAGCCACUUUGA
Molecule: messenger RNA, 252 nt
Organism: Paramuricea clavata
Lineage: Eukaryota; Metazoa; Cnidaria; Anthozoa; Malacalcyonacea; Plexauridae
Source: the annotation of a GenBank genome assembly